UUUGCUCCGCCAUGGUGUCGGCGAGUUCAUCGGAGAACCACGAUUUACUAAACAAGCAAGUUCAAGAAAUAGCGGUGGACUGUCACCAGUUGCCGGAAAGAUAUAUCCGUAAAGAAGAUGAAGAGUACGGUAGCCUUACCAACGCCGGUGAGUCAUCUUCGACGACUACGAGUCCCGAGGUUCCUGUUAUUGAUUUUAGCCUCUUGAAUUCAUCUCCUUUGGAGCUUGAUAAGCUUAAGUCUGCUGUUGGCUCUUUCGGCUGCUUUCAGGCAAUCAACCAUGGAAUUGAAGGUUCAUUUCUAGAGAAAGUUCGCGAAAUCAGUAGACUCUUCUUCAGAUCAUCGGUGGAGGAGAAGAAGAAAUGCUUGAGAGCAGAUGAUGAUAUUGAAGGCUAUGGGAAUGACAUGGUUCUCUCAAAUCAACAAACUCUUGAUUGGACUGAUCGGCUUUAUCUCACUGUACUUCCAAAACACCAACAAAGGCUUCAAUUUUGGCCUCAAAUUCCUUGUCAUUUCAGGGAGGUUCUUGAUGAAUAUGGCUCCAAAAUAGAGUUGAUCAACGAAGUUGUCCUUAAGGCCCUGGCUAGAUCAUUAAACUUGGAGGAAAAUUGCUUCUUGAACCAAUAUGGGACGAAAUCAUCAAUGAAUGCAAGAUUUAACUAUUACCCUCCUUGUCAAUGGCCUGAUAAAGUUUUGGGAGUCAAGCCACAUGCUGAUGGUUCCGCAAUCACAGUUCUGUUGCAAGACAAAGAGGUUGAAGGCCUUCAAUUCUUGAAAGAUGAUAAGUGGAUUGGAGUUCCUAUUGUUCGUGAUGCUCUCACCAUCAAUGUUGGUGAUCAAAUGGAGAUAAUGAGUAAUGGGAUAUUCAAGAGCACAGUGCAUAGGGUAUUGGUAAACUCAAAAAACGAGAGGAUGACUGUCGCUAUGUUCUGCAUGCCCCAAACCGAAAAGGACAUUGGACCUGUGGAUGAGCUCAUUUCGGAUGAAACACCAAGGUUAUAUAAGAACGUCACAUUUACUGCCGACUUCUUUUUCAAGAAUUACCAGCAAGGCAGGAGAGCCAUCGAUGCUUGCAAGAUUUAACAAGAUGGUUUAAUUUGUAAAUUUGGAUCUGUAAGAAGAUCCCUGAAAUCUCUUGGAAUACUGAGAUUAAACGUGAUUACGCUUUUUCUUGUCUUAUCUUGAUAAUCUUACAAAAUUAGGAUAUAUAUACUUCCUUGUUGGGCUCUUUUUAGCAAUUUGGUUAAUUAACGAGCCUUUUAUUUGAUGUCUUUUUUUUUCCUUUGUAGCUUUUAGUAGUUUGAUAUGAAAUGGGCAUGAUUUAUUAACUAAUUAUGUGGCUUAGUUUUGUAAA
Messenger RNA from Cynara cardunculus var. scolymus (artichoke), 1353 nucleotides. RefSeq names its product protein SRG1-like. The coding region runs from base 12 to 1082 and encodes 356 amino acids. NCBI's taxonomy places the organism in Eukaryota, Viridiplantae, Streptophyta, Magnoliopsida, Asterales, Asteraceae. The record is from RefSeq and is a predicted model, not a curated record. The transcript has 5 exons.